GGUGCGAGGGAGGAGCUGGAGAGCAUGAGCGCAGAGAGGAACGGGUGGGUAGUAGAAGGAGGAGGACGCUAAUAAGAAGUAAAAGGGAGAGAGUGAUGCUGUUGCUAGGGAACAGUGAAAAUGAGCCGUCCAUCUUUAGGAGCAUUAACAGAGACAGGGUUCUGUUCAGUUAGCCUGGGAAAUUAAACCCUGUGUUAUUACAAAGUGAGGGGUUUUUAUUUUCUGGUUAUGUAGAGAGGGAGAAUCUCAGAGCAGCAGGACAGACAGCGGAGGGCACAGGUGACAUUACGUAAUCGUCACAUCAGCGCUUGGUGGUUGCCGGUGUGACUGUAACCUGACAUGUUAACCACAAUGGCGAUGAAGAGCUUAGACAGAGAGCCAUGCUGCAGGAGGCACAGGAGGCAAAGAACAUCUGGAUUCAACUCUUCUGGAUGAAAACGGCAGUGUGUAGAUGCUGAAUAGAGAAGUGCAUUGGGAAGCAGACAGGAUAGACACAGCACACAGACACUCACACACAGACACACACACACACACACACACACACGAAUCUAGCCACACCAGACUGUCUGUCCAGUGCAGGAGAGAGAUUGAAGGAAAAAGGAAGAGAAACAGCGCAUGUGACUUCCUUUUCUUACACAAGUGGAGCACUAUGGAUUUAAGCAUGGCAAAAAAACAAGUCCAGGCCUGAGCAAGGGAAUACACACACACACACACACACACACACACACACACACACACACAGAACAACAGAGAACACACAGAGCGAGGAGUAUUUCUGGUGUGACUGUCCUUCGUACAGUGUGACCUGUCUGAGCCUCGGGACAGGAGGAUGGGGACGACAGAAGCCACUCUCCGCAUGGAGAACUUGGAGGUGAAGGAUGAGUGGCAGGAUGAAGAUUUCCCACGGCCUUUGCCAGAAGAUGGAGACCUUGAUGGACUUACUGACAAUCGCACGUCUCCCCCUGGAUCUUUGCAUGGAGGUCAUGGAGGCUCAGCAGCUCAGAGUAAACGCAGGACGCUCAUUGCACCAGACAUAAAUCUGUCAUUGGACCGGAGCGAAGGGUCCCUUCUGUCCGAUGACAUCCUGGACACUCCGGAUGAUCUGGACCUUAAUGUAGAAGACAUGGACACACCAGAUGAAACAGACUCAUUAGAGUUCAUCACCAGUGGAAAUGAGUUGGAGUGGGAAGAUGACGCCCUUGUGGCACAAGCUAAAGUUGGUCCAGGUGACGGAUCGGGUCAGGGGGGUGAGGAGGGAGAUGGGACUGCUCGACUAUGGAGGACUGUGAUCAUUGGAGACAAAGAGCACCGCAUAGACAUGCAGGUCAUCCGACCAUACCUGCGCGUGGUCACUCAUGGAGGUUAUUAUGGCGAGGGUCUGAAUGCCAUCAUUGUGUUUGCUGCCUGCUACCUCCCGGACAGCGGCUGUGCCGACUACCAUUACAUCAUGGAGAACCUCUUCCUGUACGUGAUCAGCAGUUUGGAGUUACUUGUAGCUGAGGACUAUAUGAUCAUAUACCUGAAUGGAGCAACUCCACGCAGGAGGAUGCCUGGCAUCAGUUGGCUCAAGAGGUGCUACCAGAUGAUCGAUAGAAGGUUAAGGAAGAAUCUCAAGUGUCUGAUAAUUGCACACCCGUCCUGGUUUAUUCGGACCGUUCUGGCCAUCUCACGCCCUUUCAUUAGAAUCAAACUACACUCUCUUGCCAGUGUGAAGUUCCUGGAUAAGGUUCGCUAUGUGCAGAGUUUGGAGGAGUUGGCUCAGAUCGUCCCUAUGGAGCAUGUGCAGAUCCCUGAGUGUGUGCUGCAAUAUGAUGAGGAGCGUCUCAAGACCCAGACGGAAAGGCCUCCUGAAGACCCGAGACAGAGUGACAAAUCAGAUUCAGACAGUGUCAUUUCGCAGGCCCAGGUCGGUGGCUGCGGAGGCUUGUCCAUGACUGUAGCUCCACCCUGAACGUCCGAGCUACCCUGGGCGCUGGUGGAAGCACGUUACAUAAGGUACAUCUGCUGCCCUCUUCAGCGCACCUAGUCCUCCCGGUCUGAUCAAUGCUAUUUUUACUGGCACACGGGUUACUGCCAAUGCUUUAGCGAUCACACACCCAAACACACACACACGUGCACUGUCUCUAUUUUUUUCCACGCUCUGUUUGGUGAUUUAUCUUUUCUUUUUAAAUGCCCUUCGUGCCACACACACCUGAUCAGCACACUGCUAUAUAAAUCACACUCUUGUCAGGAGACAGAAGCUGCUAUUGUAACUUAGUCUAAUGUCCCUGUGACUUGAAAUGUAAAAGGGCAUGUUAUUAGGGCAGGUCACCUCUCUGACAAACAGACGCAGUGUAUCAGAAAAGCUCGGGCAGAAAUGGAUCAGUAAUUACGAGCGAUUAGCUCUGAUCGAUUAAUGACAACUAAAUCAGGCUUUUAAGAUGAUUUGAGCGUGAUAUUCUUUGACAAACAGUGAUUGAAUUAAAGGUGCAGUCUGUGAUUUUAGCAAAAAUGGUCUGUAUCCAGCAGCUAAUAAAUACAGUGCAAUAUGGUGUGGCGUCGGACACGUGUGCGGCCUAAACCAGAACACUUCAAUGUGUUUUGUUUAGAUGUUCCAAAUAUAUAUAUAUAUAUAUAUAUUUUCUUCCUCUCUCAUUUACAGAAUCUGCAUGAAUAUACUUCUGCAUACAGAGAAACUUUGUGAAGAUGUUUGUGAUAAUUCUGUCGUUAACCUGUUUAUAGCAAAGGACAAAGAGCCGUGCAAGUUUUCUUCCUGGAACAUCAACAUCCCUGUAUGUUUUCUACAAAUCAUCAUCCAUCUGGCUGAAAAGGAGCUGUUGAGAGACUUUAUAUGCUUUCAGUGGCCAGUUUAAUAGGAACAACUGUGCGCUUGUGUGAUUGCGUGGCAGCAGCAGAAGACUGGAAAGGCGACUGUGACCUCAUUCGUUCCUGUUCUUGGCUGACAGGAGUGAAAGCCAAUGUCUUCUGCUGUUAUAACCUCAUUGUUCAAUAUAUUGAGAAUUCUGAUAUGCUUUUUUUUAUAUAUAGUGGCUGGCUUUUCUUAGACCUGUCUAAAACCAGUCUGGUCAUCUCUCUUCCCAACAGUAAGGUGUUUUGCACUGUAGCAGAACUACUUUGCACUACUUUGGGUGUUUUUUUUCCCCCUACACCAGUCUGUCCAUCCUGUCCGGCACCAAAAUCACCACCAAAGUCAAAGAGAUCACAUUUUAUCUCAUUCUGAUGUGUAAUAGUCUGACUGCAUUAUUAUUCUUUUUUUUUUUUUUAACCA
This is a messenger RNA of Tachysurus fulvidraco (yellow catfish), 3268 nucleotides long. It is a transcript of the gene atcayb, whose product is annotated as ATCAY kinesin light chain interacting caytaxin b. The coding region runs from base 830 to 1951 and encodes 373 amino acids. NCBI's taxonomy places the organism in Eukaryota, Metazoa, Chordata, Actinopteri, Siluriformes, Bagridae. Gene Ontology annotation, biological process: apoptotic process. The transcript is spliced from 13 exons. Gene Ontology annotation, cellular component: cytoplasm. The record is from RefSeq and is a predicted model, not a curated record.